This is a messenger RNA of Frankliniella occidentalis (western flower thrips), 2253 nucleotides long. RefSeq lists its product as uncharacterized. Gene Ontology annotation, biological process: immune response. Bases 291 to 1946 code for a protein of 551 amino acids. The transcript has 9 exons. Gene Ontology annotation, cellular component: membrane. The record is from RefSeq and is a predicted model, not a curated record. NCBI's taxonomy places the organism in Eukaryota, Metazoa, Arthropoda, Insecta, Thysanoptera, Thripidae. Gene Ontology annotation, molecular function: tumor necrosis factor receptor binding; receptor ligand activity.
UCCCCGGCCGCAUGUUGCCCUGAUGUCCACUCAGUCAGUGAGCGAGUGCCCACUGAACUGGAUACGCGUCUUCCCGAGGCUCGCGCGCUCGUCGCCUCCGCCGUCGUCGUCGUGCAGGACGUGCCCCUCCAAGCGACGUCGCCACGCCCCACCACGCCCCCGGACAGCGGCAGUGUCUUCCGUCCUGUCGGUGUCCGCGACCAUGUGAGGACCCUGGCGACGCAGCAGGAGCGCAUCUAACGUCGAGCGGGGUGCAGUCGAGAGGACACACGGUAGCAAGCGAGCAGGGGAUGGUCGCCAUGGCCAGCGACUCGUACCUCCUGAAAGUGCCCCCGCCCCCGUGCCAGGCGCGGUGCCGGGGCGGCGACCAGCAGUCGACCUCGUCCUGCGAGGUGGCCAUGGUGGUGACCCUCGUGGUACUGGUGGCCGGCAUCCUGUCUCUGGCCGGUACCGUGUUCUACUUGCACAUGGAGCUGGGCAGAGUGCAGGCGUACACGAUCCAGCUCGAAGCCAGACUCAAAGUUAUCGACACCAAGCUCAGCCACCUCAACUACAUCGAGCAGCUGAGGGCGUUCGAGAACCCGGCUGGGGCCCUCGACCACGGUGACCUGUCCGACUUGGACGAGGAGGAUGAGGACGAGGAAGACGACGACUUCCUGCCAUACUACCAAGACGAGGAGAACGAUGGCAUCAUCGAGAGGCGCGUCCGAGACGAGCAGGACGAGGACACGACCGUGCAGCCCCUGCAACCGGCCGGCAGCCUUCUGGGGCGCAGUCUCGGGGUUGAUGCCACUUCCAGCCCGCUGACGCCCGGCUCUAACCCAUUCGACGAGAAUAUUGGUCCGGAGGACGCCCCCUUGGACAACCAUGAGGCCGGAAGACAGGCCCAGCCCAUCCAAUCCCCCGUGCAGUUCCCCUCGGAGGCGGCUACCCUCCGCCAGCGCCGCGACGCGCAGCAGCCCCAGCUGAAGCUGUACCACACGCUGCAGGUGCCCGCCGCGCCGCCCGCCGAAUCCUGGAGCCCCUACGGCUCACACCGCCCCCAGCCCAUGUACGCGGAGCGCGCGCCCACGGGCUUCGUGACGCCGCCGCGGCCCUCCGCCGCCCUCCUCGGCACCACCCCGGCGGCACCCAUCGCCAGCAGAAGGUCCAGGGUGAUGGACGCCGAGAGGGCUCCGCGCAGGCAGCACCAUCAGCAGCGGGCCGGGCGCAGGCAGCGGCUGCAGGAGGUCCCGCAGGACGUGUCGCAGGACGUGCAGCGCAGCGUGGAGGUGGGGCGCCGCCGCCAGCAGCCCGCGCAGCCCGCCUGGGCGCCCGCCGGGGCCGCCUACGAGCAGCGAGACCCCUGGCGUGCCUCGCGGCGAGGAGUGCGGAGCAUCGACGCCACGGUGGAGGUGGAGCAGACCUGGCGGCCGUACGCCCCCGUGGUGGAGGGCCCCGCCAUCGCGGCGCACUUUGUAGGGGACUCGGGCCGCCAGCGCGCCAGCCACCACUACGACGAGAGCGGCCGGCUCAAGCACCCGACGGGCGAGUACGCGGACUGGCGGGCCAGCGACUGGGUGCGGGAGCUGGGCCUGGACCACCACUUCAGGCUCGCCGAGGCGGGUGGCCACGUGACGGUGGACACGCCGGGGCUGUACUUCGUGUACGCGCAGGUCAACUACGCCAACGACAAGAACGAGAACGGCUACUGGGUGUACCGCAACGGCCACAAGGAGCUGCUGUGCGCCGUGACCUCGGCCGUGGUGGGCUCGUCCGCGCACGCCAACACGUGCUUCACGGCCGGGGUGCUGCACCUGGCGCGCGGCGACCGCGUCUCGCUCCGGGACCUGGCGGGCGACCGCUACCGAGUGCUGGACCACCCGGGCCGAUCCUUCAUCGGGCUGGUGAACCUCAGCGGCUGCAAGCUCAAGCAGGAGCCCGGCAGCGGCAGGGUGACCGCGUGAGCUGCUUAGACACACCACACACCCGAAGGGCUGAAAUCAUUGGUUCAAGAGGAUUCGUAAGGAACAAUAAAACUUGGACAAGACUGAUUACUUAACUAAACUUACGUCUGCAAUCGGGAGAGGGAGUCUCUCCUCUUUGCUGUCACGACAACCGACGGAGAAUAGAAUAUUUCAAGAAAUCAUGUGGAAUGAGGAGACUUUCUCCAUGAACACUCUGUGCCAGUCCAAGGCCAGCAUUUCGAAGGGUACGGUGACGGCUUUGUUCUCUUUCUAGAAACGACAAGAAAAAUAAACAAAUUAAAACAUA